This is a messenger RNA of Racocetra fulgida, 549 nucleotides long. Lineage: Eukaryota; Fungi; Glomeromycota; Glomeromycetes; Diversisporales; Gigasporaceae. The record is from the annotation of a GenBank genome assembly.
CUUAAGAAAUCAAUUGCAAGAAAUUGCAAAUUCAGAUUGGGAAAAAAGAUUAGAGUGUUUAAUUAGCAUUAUUCGUGGACUUGUUGCAAUUCAUAGUUUAAAUCUGGUUCAUAAAGAUUUACAUAGUGGAAAUAUUUUAACACUUUUGGAAAAUGAAAUAUACAACUGUUAUAUUGUAGAUUUGGGAUUGGCUCAACCUGCAUUCCAAUCUAAUUUUGUAAAAGGUGAUAUUUAUGGUAUUUUACCGUACAUAGCACCUGAAGUUUUCAAACACAAUCCUUAUUCACAGGCUGCUGAUAUAUACAGUUUUGGUGUAAUCAUGUCUGAAAUUAAUACAGGAAAACCUGCAUACCAUGAUCAAGAACAUGGUAUAGCUCUUGCAUGUGCCAUAUGUAAUGGUCUUCGGCCAAAAUUUGUGGAAAAAACACCACAAAUUUAUAUUACUUUAGCAAACCAAUGUAUGAAUGCAGAUCCUUUUAAACGUCCAACAGCCAGUGAGAUAGAAAAGGUUUUAGAGAUUUGGUAUAGUGAUGAAGAGAUUACAAAAUU